AUGGCUCGCUCACUCCUCGCUCUCGCCCUGCUGGGGAGCCAAGCCCUGGUCAACGCCGCAGGCCAGACGGAGAACCGCACCCUCGACGAGAUUCAUCAAGCCGCUCUCGCCGAGGGCGGCGUCGUCACGCUCUGGCAUGGCGGUGACGAACGUAACUCUCAGGAUUCGUUAAAGGCCAACUUCGAGAAGCGGUUUCCCGGCAUGACCCUCAACGUCACCGUCGACCUCUCCAAGUAUCACGACACGCGUGUGAACGAGCAGAUUGCGGCCAACAAUGUCUACGUCGACAGUGUUAUCAUCCAGACCCUCCAUAACUUUCCCCGCUGGGCAUCUGAAGACUCCCUCCUGGAAUAUGCCCCUCUCGGCUUCGACAAGAUCCAGCCCGAGUUCAAGCCCAAUGAUACCGCCGCUUACUACGGCAUGUUCAUCAUUGCCUGGGCUGGCAUGUGGAACUCGGCCAAGCUUCCGGGUGUCAAGGCCCCUGUCGAGUGGGAGGACUGGCUUCGGCCGGAAUUCAAGGACAAGCUCGUCCUGACAUACCCUAAUGACGAUGAUGCUGUCCUCUUCGCCUUCACUCUGAUUGAAGAGCAACAUGGCAGUGCCUGGCUAGACAAGCUCAUCGCCCAAAACCCUCGCUGGGUGCGCGGGACCCGCACGCCACGCACCGUCUUCUCGCAGAACGACACGCAGUGGGCCGCCAGCUUCACCGCGUCGGGCGUUUUCAACCCGGCCGCGCCCCUGAACGUGUCGCACCCCGUCGAGGGCAAGUUCGUCUCGUGGCCCCAGACGGGCGCCAUCCUCAAGGACGCGCCGCACCCGGAGGGCGCCAAGCUCCUGCACAGCUACAUCCUCAGCAACGAGUACCAGGCCAUCCGCGGCGGCUGGGGCGUCCGCAGCGAUGCGCCGAAGCCUGCCGAGUACCCCCAGAUCCUUGAGAUGCCAGGGACGGACCCCACCGCCUUUGGCAAGUGGAUGGCUGACCGCGAUGAGAUUGAGAGGCAGAGGAUCUACUACGAGAUGCGCCUCGGUACUCCGCAGGGUCUUAGCCCCCUUGACGAUGACAUCUAG
Messenger RNA from Diaporthe citri, 1068 nucleotides. RefSeq lists its product as uncharacterized. The transcript is spliced from 2 exons. The coding region runs from base 1 to 1068 and encodes 355 amino acids. The record is from RefSeq and is a predicted model, not a curated record. Lineage: Eukaryota; Fungi; Ascomycota; Sordariomycetes; Diaporthales; Diaporthaceae.